Molecule: messenger RNA, 7271 nt
Organism: Lagenorhynchus albirostris (white-beaked dolphin)
Lineage: Eukaryota; Metazoa; Chordata; Mammalia; Artiodactyla; Delphinidae
Gene: KIF3C
Product: kinesin family member 3C
Exons: 14
Coding region: 3709-6078 (789 amino acids)
Biological process (GO): mitotic spindle assembly; microtubule-based movement
Cellular component (GO): spindle microtubule; nucleus
Molecular function (GO): ATP binding; plus-end-directed microtubule motor activity; microtubule binding
Source: RefSeq, a predicted model, not a curated record
UUCAAACAGUAACUUGGGUCUGUCGCCUGGAAUCAGAAUCACUGAAACAAAGGCGUAUAUUACUGGAAGCAAGAUGUCUGGAAUAAAAGAAACGGUUUGCAGAUGCAGAGACCGCACACCACCCUCCCACAGGUCUUACCUAUGGUGGAAAUAAAGGUGGUAUUGAAGGCAUCAUCCGAAAAACGAAAAAGGACGCACGUCUUCCCCACUCCCGAGUCCCCUAUCAGGAGCAGCUUGAAAAGCAGGUCGUACGUCUUCUUCGCCAUUGGGAGGAGCGGCACAGGCUCUCGCCGCCGGCGGCCCCAAGGGAUCGGUCCCUCUCACUACGGCCAACUCCUCCUCUCUCGGGCGUUCUCAGGCCGGAGGACCGGGAAAGCGUGGGAAAAAGGAGGGCUCGAGAAGGCGCGGGCGACCUAGGAACAGCCUCGUCGAGGAAGCCCCGACGGUGGAAGCGUCCGGUGCCUCCGAGGGCGGCGACCGCGGCUCCGCAGCCUCUCCCAGCCGCUCCGCCCGGUUCCGGGGAGUCGGUCGGGACAAAAUGGCCUCCCCUCCCCCCUCAGGGCUGCUCGGCCGGGACGCUCCCACGGGCGAGCAAGCAAGCUCAGCCGUCGAGGGAGAGCGGCGGGCGUGAAGACAGUAUCCCUCGCGAGCAGCCGCUCCGCGCUAGGACGCGGCGAUGGCAGCGAAGGAGGACCCGGAGCCGACGAGCUCAGCUACAUAGCCAUAGGAAGCCGAGCCGCCCCGGCCAGAGCCACCUUUUCCCCGUGCCCUCUCACGCCGGCGUGCGCGCUGCCUGAGACGCACGCAAGGACGUACGCCCGCCCUCCCCUCGCGCCCUCGCCCUGCGGGCCGCCUCUGCGCACGCGCACCAGAGGGCGUGGGGGCCCGCGGGGGCGCAGAGUGGAGGGUUAGGUCUCCGAGCCUCACUCUAAGCCCCGACGGAGACUAGAGAGGGGAGGGACGAGAGAGGGCGAGGCCGCGGGCGCGCUCCCUGCGGCCGUCUGAUAGGGUGCGCAGCGUUACGAGCACGCCCCGCGGGGGGACGCUGCCUAGUGACUGCGCAGGCGCGGCAUGCUGGCGUAGCCCUUUGACAUCCACCGUUUUCCUCCUCAGGUCGCUCACCGGGCUCAGCUGAGGAUGCUUCGGGCCGCGUUUGGCGCGUGUGUUUCGCUGAGAGUCUUGGCGCAGCCAAGAGCUUGGGUCGCCGUGUGUUCCUGUGUAGCUGUAGCCGUAAAUGGCUUCCUUGGUGGCGUAGUGGUUGAGAGUCCGCCUGCCGAUGCAGGGGACGUGAGUUCGUGCCCCGGUCUGGGAAGAUCCUACAUGCCGCAGAGCAGCUAGGCCCGUGAGCCAUGGCUGCUGGGCCUGUGCGUCCAGAGCCUGUGUUCACAAUGGGAGAGGCCACAACAAAAGUGCACAGCUGGCCAGUUCAUGGUUCCAGUCUUCAGCUUCAACUUUCAGGACCUGCCUCUACAACAUCCAAAAUGAAAAUUAGCAUGAACUCCCUGAGCAGACACCAGCUGGGCAACAGUGAGAGUGUGAAACAUCCCAGGAGGCGGGGAGGAGCUGUCCUGAUCCUGGGACUCAGAAUUGUUUCCAAUUCAUCCGCCCCUGGGAAUAUUGAAGCGCUAACUCUGCGUUCUUGGUAUGGUCUCACCCAGACUGUUACUGAGACCAUACUGGAAGAAGAUGCUGGAUGGGAAUCCCCCGGGAAAAAAGAACUUUCAUUGUCAAAGGAAAUGAAGCAAAGGGAGCUUCUUCCUCCUACCAAGCCAACGAUGGGUAUGGACUCUUAGGAAACUGUCAUUCAAACCAGGACUGAGCAGCAACUGUUCUGCCAUCUUCACGAUUCUUCUGGCGCCUCUGUGAAGAAGGGCCUCAAGGUGGGAGAAUAUGGACACCUCGGAUGCAAUGCAUAGACUCAACUCCCCUCUGCAGAGUGGAGCAUGGGUAGGACGCUGGCUUGGUCCCUGGGCUUGAGGAAUUAUACUUGAUUUGUAUCCUAGAGGAAAAAAUAUGAAGACCCCAAAGUGGAACACCAAACACAGGCCUGGUCUGUCCAGGAUUCUCAAGGAAGCAGGAGCUGUCAGGCAAGCCAAGCCAGGACACAUGCAUGUGUUAAGGGCUUGCUUAGAAAUGAGUCUUCUCAUUGGUACAGAACUUCAGGAGGAUCAAUGGUUUCAUUUGAGCCUCAAAACCAUUUUAAAACUAAUUGUUUCAAAUAGAUGAGGAAACUAAGGCUAGGGCAAGGUAAAUGACUGCCCAAAGUCACACAGUUGGAUGGAGAUUAGAACUGCAACUUGAGUCCAAGUUUUGUUUUAUGCAAAUUCUGUGUCUCUCUCUGUUAAGGAAAAGAGAUUGGUCAGGGAAGGCUUCACGGAGGAGGAGGUGCUUGAACUGCCCACGCGGCAGGGCACCAAGUACAGAAGAGUAACAGGGUCCUCCUGGCAAAGUCACAAAGAUGCAACACAGCACAGCCAGAAGGAAACGAAAAAUGGUUCCUAGAAUUGUGAGCUCCUUGAGGACAGGAAGGUCCAGCUCCUAGAAUAAGGCCUGAGGUUUAGCAGGUGCUGGGUGACUGUUUGAAGGAAUGAAUGUGUGGAACACAGAGUCUCUCUAGGAGAGUAGCUGGAAGUGAGGCUGGGAAGUGGCAGAAGUCAGAAGACGGAGAGGUUUUAUACAAUAUGGAAGGCUGGUGUUGGAGGAGGGGAGGGGACGAGGGUGCAUGUGCGGAGAGGAUGUGAGGAGAGAAUCAGCUGGAAGCUGGUUCCAGGAGAGAGAAAAGGGAGGCCAGAAGUAAACCAGGGUAGGGAGAGGAAAGGACAGAGUCAAGAAACAUUUAGGAGUUAGAAUGCCUGGCAACACCCUUAAGGGGAGGGGUGACAUGUACGAGUCUGCCGGCAGAAAGGCAGGAGCAGAAGAGAGACAGGGGAUGCUGGUUGUGGAGGAAACAGGUGUGGGUAGCGGAUACCCCGCAUCCCCCCCAGCUAGGCUGCAACCUCAACAGUCACUCCUGGGGCAGAACGCCAGAGAGGGAGGGGCCUACCGGACUGGAGAAGUUAUUAGCAACCUGCCAGAACCGGUUAACAAAGGCAGGACUACAACUCCCAGCAUGCUCCGGCCCAGUGGGGUGACGGCGGGCGGUGGCUGCGCUGCACCCGUCUGGUGCGCACAGGACCUGGGUCGGCACCGGAGCCUGUCAUUCCGGAGGGGUCUGUGGGGGUGCGAGCGGGCAUGCACCCGGGUCCCCAGCGCACUGGCGGCGCAGGGCUCGCGAUUCCCGCCCCACGGCCCCGCCCCUUGCCCCACCCCAGCCGGGCGGCUUAGCUGGGGCCGCAGCGCGGCGGCAACAUCACUCUCGCUGCCGCUGCUCCGCCCCAUCGCCUUCUGUUUUUCUCUCUCAUUCUCCGGUGGCGACGGCGGGGAAGGAGGAGGCAGGGGCAGCAGCAGCCGCGCUGGCUGCAAUGAAUGAUCCCCCAGCUGGGGGAGAGGACUCCAGCUGGUGCAGCGAGGACCGGAGAGCGGUGGAGGCCCGGACUGCAGCAGCGACGGGGCCACCUCCCAGCAUCCCCACCCUAGGAGUCUACAGGCGGAUUGAAGAACGGCGCCUGGGGGCUGGGCCGGCCCCGCCGAUACGGACCUAGGGAGGACAGCAGGACCGCCUAGGCUGCGGAGAGGGGUGGGGGGGGUCAGGAAGGACAGAGCAGCAAGAUGGCCAGUAAAACCAAGGCCAGUGAGGCCCUGAAGGUGGUGGCCCGGUGCCGCCCCCUCAGCCGGAAGGAGGAGGCUUCUGGUCACGAGCAGAUCCUGACCAUGGACGUGAAACUGGGCCAGGUGACACUGCGAAACCCCCGCGCUGCCCUAGGGGAGCUGCCCAAGACCUUCACCUUUGAUGCCGUGUAUGAUGCCAGCUCCAAGCAGGCAGACUUGUAUGAUGAAACCGUGAGGCCCCUGGUAGACUCGGUGCUUCAAGGUUUCAAUGGCACCGUGUUUGCCUAUGGACAGACCGGCACGGGCAAGACCUACACCAUGCAGGGGACCUGGGUGGAGCCCGAGCAGCGCGGGGUCAUCCCCAAUGCCUUUGAGCAUAUCUUCACCCACAUCUCGCGCUCCCAGAACCAGCAGUACUUGGUCCGGGCCUCCUACCUGGAGAUCUACCAGGAGGAGAUUCGGGACCUGCUCUCCAAGGAGCCUGGCAAGAGGCUAGAGCUGAAGGAGAACCCUGAGACAGGCGUCUACAUCAAGGACCUGUCCUCCUUCGUCACCAAGAAUGUCAAGGAGAUUGAGCACGUGAUGAACCUGGGGAACCAGACCCGGGCGGUGGGUAGUACACACAUGAAUGAGGUCAGCUCCCGCUCCCAUGCCAUCUUUGUCAUCACCGUGGAGUGCAGUGAGCGUGGCUUGGAUGGCCAGGACCACAUCCGUGUGGGCAAGCUCAACCUCGUGGACCUGGCUGGAAGCGAGAGGCAGAACAAGGCAGGCCCCAACGCGGCUGGAGGGACGGCCACGCAGCCCACGGGUGGUGGCGGUGGUGGAGGUGGUGGUGGUAGUGGAGAGAGGCCUAAGGAAGCCUCCAAAAUCAACCUCUCGCUGUCUGCCCUGGGCAACGUGAUCGCUGCUCUGGCGGGCAACAGGAGCACCCAUAUCCCCUACCGGGACUCCAAGCUGACCCGGCUGCUCCAGGACUCUCUGGGGGGGAAUGCCAAGACCAUCAUGGUGGCCACCCUGGGGCCAGCCUCUCACAGCUACGAUGAGAGCCUCUCCACCCUGCGCUUUGCCAACCGGGCCAAGAACAUCAAGAACAAGCCCCGGGUGAACGAGGACCCCAAGGACACGCUGCUGCGGGAAUUCCAGGAGGAGAUUGCCCGCCUGAAGGCCCAGCUGGAGAAGAAGGGGAUGCUGGGAAAGCGGCUCCGGAGGAAGAGCAGCCGCAGGAAGAAGGCCGUGUCAGCCCCGGCUGGGUACCCUGAGGGGCCGCUGAUGGAGGCCUGGGUGGCCGAAGAGGAGGAUGACAACAACAACUACCGCCUGCCCCAGCCCACCCUGGAGUCGGCCUUGGACAAGAACAUGGAGAAUUACCUGCAGGAGCAGAAGGAGCAGCUGGAGGAGGAGAAGGCGGCCAUCCAGGAUGACCGCAGCCUGGUGAGCGAGGAGAAGCAGAAGCUGCUGGAGGAGAAGGAGAAGAUGCUGGAAGACCUGCGGCGGGAGCAGCAGGCCACAGAGCUGCUUGCAGCCAAGUACAAGGCCAUGGAGAGCAAGCUGCUCAUCGGGGGCAGGAACAUCAUGGAUCACACCAAUGAACAGCAGAAGAUGCUGGAACUGAAGAGGCAGGAGAUUGCCGAGCAGAAACGCCGCGAACGGGAAAUGCAGCAGGAGAUGAUGCUCCGAGACGAGGAGACCAUGGAGCUCCGGGGCACCUACACGUCCCUGCAGCAGGAGGUGGAGGUCAAAACCAAGAAACUCAAGAAGCUCUACGCCAAGCUGCAGGCGGUGAAGGCGGAGAUCCAGGACCAGCACGAUGAGUACAUCCGCGUGCGGCAGGACCUGGAAGAGGCACAGAAUGAGCAGACCCGGGAGCUCAAGCUCAAGUACCUAAUCAUCGAGAACUUCAUCCCCCCUGAGGAGAAGAACAAGAUCAUGAACCGGCUUUUCCUGGACUGCGAGGAGGAGCAAUGGAAGUUCCAGCCCCUCAUGCCCGGUGGAGCCAGUAACAGCCAAAUGAAGAAGCGGCCAACAUCUGCAGUGGGCUACAAGAGGCCUAUCAGCCAGUAUGCUCGGGUUGCCAUGGCAAUGGGGUCACACCCCAGGUAUAGGGCCGAGAACAUCAUGUUUCUGGAGUUGGAUGUGUCCCCUCCAGCGGUCUUUGAGAUGGAAUUCUCUCAUGAUCAAGAACAAGACCCCCGUGCAUUACACAUGGAGAGACUCAUGCGGUUGGACAGCUUUCUGGAAAGACCUUCCACAUCUAAAGUCCGAAAGUCCAGAUCCUGGUGCCAGAGUCCUCAGCGGCCUCCACCUUCCAUUGCGCACGCCUCGCUGGCCUCCGCUGCUCUGCUCCCCACGACAGCGCUAGACCACGAGUGACAACCUUCAGUCGGGCUGCCCAUCCCCCAGACCCCAGGGACGGGGCAGCCAACCCUGGAUCAUCUCGCCUGACACUCGGUGUGCGUGCGUGCGUGCGUGUGUGUGUGCGCAUGUGCAUAUGUGUGCGGGGCGAGAAUCUGGCAGACCGUGCCUCUGCUGGCUCUCAGCCUCCUUUAUUUAAUUAAUGUUAUUUAUUCGUGGAGCUCAGUUCUUGUGGGAGAGGUGCCCUCGCCUGAGCUUGCCAUGGUCGCCGCACAGCCUCCUCGUCUCCUGACUUUAGACCCCCCUCCGCCCCAGUCAGACCUCAUGCUCCUCCCUGUCAGUUGCCCCCAGGAGGGAGGGCGGCGGGGCCUGAGAAGAGAGUGCUUUUUCUACCCAGCGCGCUCCGUAAUCUCCCAUCUCCUCCUGCACUGCCGGUAAGCAGCUCCUGAGCACUUUCUGGGACUAGAAAAAUGCUAGGUGCCCACUGAGGCCAAGAGACGUCCAUCCUGGUGGUGUUGAGCCUGUGCUUCCGGCGGACAGAGACCGCUCUCCACUUUCUGGGUCGCAAACAACCUCUUUCGGUUUCUUGGGCUCCUUUUCAAGGACUCCAGUGACCUCAGCCACACGGUCCAUGCUUUUCAGCUUUGGCGAGAACUCGUGGCUUCCCAAACUCUGCUUCCUGCCCACCUUCCCAACCCGUGGAUGCGAAUUGUGACCCCACCGGUUGCUGCCUCCUUGGGACCUUCAGGAAAUGGAACAGUAAUAGAGACAAUGUGGACAGUCAUCGAGGGACGGCCCUUUGUUUCUGUCCCCUCGGAGAACUAACCUUGGCCGACAAGCAAUCAGGCCAGCUCCCCAUCUUUGAGAUGCUGCUCCUUCCUGCUUUCAUCAUUUUCCUUGCAGCUGCCUGGAUCCCCGUUCACAGUGGAAGGGAUCCGUAUCCUUCUCCCUCUGGCUAAACAAAGGUACCACAGAAUCUGUUGCUUUUCCCCCUCACUGAGCACAGGAGAUGGAGGCCCAGGCGCAACCUGCCAACUCUGCCUGUUACCCCUGUUUCUGAAUCACGUUUGUUGGGCACUGUUUUGUUGACAAGACUGACCCUUUCUUCAGCAUUGUGCAAAUUGGUCCCUAGGGAAGUAGUCCUCACUUUCCUUUGUGACAACCCGGUAUGUCUCCAGGUAUCUCGAGUAAAUUUCUACCAAAAAAAGAGA